CUGCUACUCCUGCCACGGCCCAAAAAGUAGCCGUUGCCUUUUCCCCCAAAUCCCCUCCUCUCCUCCUCCCAGUCUCAGAUCCCCCGAUUUCCUCUGCUCCCAUAAACUCAAUCGCGGCCGUUACGCUCUCGCCUCGCCUUCCCCCAUUUCAAACUCAACCGCGUUAUUUCGCGGAGAGCCGCCGAGAAGAUUCCCCUCUUCGAGCGCCGAUCGGAAAGCGGAGGCGAGGCGCUGGGACGGUCUCGGAGUCGGAGGCGAGGCGGGAGAGGGGAAACCGGAUGGUGGAGGCCGGCGCGAGCUUCAUGGAUAAGGUCGAGGCGGCGGCGGACGAGGACGGCGGCGGCGGCGGCGGCGGCGGCGUCGAUGGGGCGAGAGUGGACGGCGGGGGCAAGGGCGAGGAGGAGGCGGAGAUGGCGCCCGUGGAGCCCCUGCCGGAGCCUCCCGACGACGGCGGGCCCGUCGCGUGGCCCAUGCCGGAUUUCUGCCCUCUCACGAUCGACGGGGCGGUGAAGGAGUCGUUCCUGGAGACCCUGCGUAAGGACGCGGCGGAGGCGGAGCGGCCGCCGCGGGAGGACGCGGAGGCGGAGGGAGUGGUGAGCCCGGACUCGCGGCCGUCGAGCAGCAAGCGCCACCGCGCCGGCACCGCCUCGCCGUCGUCCAGGAGCCCCUACCGCAACAUCCUGCAGGUGUUCCAGCAGUGCAGGCAGGACGUCGUCGGUGAGACUCCGACGAAGAAUUACUAGAACCACCACCGAGUAGCAGAAACGGAGCACAGGAUCAGGCCGCGAUGUCACGGCUUUUCACCACUCGUACUUCGUAUUUUGUUCAGCCGUUUAGCGACACUCUGCUUACUGGUCGUGAUGCGUCAUGCGACUGAAGGGGAUAGUGAGAUUUCAUUCUUGUGUAAAGAUUGGUUGGAUACAGAAGUUACGAAACCUCGAGUAAAGAAGAACGCCAUGUGAAAUGCAGUUCGGUACUUGCAAACCAUGAUGCUAA
This is a messenger RNA of Setaria italica (foxtail millet), 996 nucleotides long. Its product is annotated as protein phosphatase 1 regulatory subunit 3F. Lineage: Eukaryota; Viridiplantae; Streptophyta; Magnoliopsida; Poales; Poaceae. The record is from RefSeq and is a predicted model, not a curated record. The coding region runs from base 279 to 743 and encodes 154 amino acids. The transcript has 3 exons.